AUGGGACCUAUUGGAUUGGCAAAAGUUCAAAACCAAGUGAAGAUGGGAUCGGCCAGGAGAGAGAAACCAAGAGGUAUAGGACCCACUGGAUUGGCAAAAGUUCAAAACCAAGUGAAGAUGGGAUCGGCCAGGAGAGAGAAACCAAGAGGUAUGGGACCCACCGGAUUGGCAAAAGCUCAAAACCAACUGGGGCUGGGAUCGGCUAGCAAAGAGAAAGCAAUGAUCAUGGGGCCCACCAGAUUGGCAAAGUUACAGAAAUCCAAAAUAAAGAAAAGGAUUCACUUGUGCAUGGGAUUGGCUGUCCGCAUUUGGAUGCUCCACAUGGGGAUAACAGUCCACAGUUGA
Molecule: messenger RNA, 345 nt
Organism: Prunus armeniaca (apricot)
Lineage: Eukaryota; Viridiplantae; Streptophyta; Magnoliopsida; Rosales; Rosaceae
Source: the annotation of a GenBank genome assembly